Messenger RNA from Drosophila busckii, 787 nucleotides. RefSeq names its product mpv17-like protein 2. The transcript has a single exon. NCBI's taxonomy places the organism in Eukaryota, Metazoa, Arthropoda, Insecta, Diptera, Drosophilidae. Gene Ontology annotation, cellular component: membrane; cytoplasm. Gene Ontology annotation, biological process: mitochondrial ribosome assembly. The coding region runs from base 91 to 690 and encodes 199 amino acids. The record is from RefSeq and is a predicted model, not a curated record.
GUAGCUUUGGGUCUAUUGUCAAAUUAUACAUAGUAUAAACUUUCUUAGCUUUAAAUUGCAUGUUGACCUGACUGAACUCGAAGUGAGUAAAUGCGUAGCAGUGGUCAAUGGAAAAAGGUGUUGAAGCUAUUCGAACGCUGGCAUAAUGUUGCCUUUGGUCCAAAGUAUUUGCUCUUUACGAAUCUAACAAUAUCGAUAUCGUUGAGCAUGCUGGGCGACACACUGGAGCAGUCCUAUGAGCGUUUUACGGGUCAGAUUGUGGGCUGGGAUCGCACUCGUACCUUACGCAUGGGCAUAUCGGGCUUUACAGUGGGCAUUGUGUGCCAUUACUGGUACCAGUAUCUGGAUUAUUAUUAUCCGAAGCGCACCCUGGGCGUAGUGGUGCGCAAAAUACUGCUGGACCAGCUAAUAUGCUCACCUUUCUAUAUCAGCGUUUUCUUUCUAACCAUGGGCGUGCUGGAGAACCAAAGCUGGGAGGAGAUGAGGGAGGAAAUCUAUGAUAAGGCCGCCACACUGUAUCUAGCCGAGUGGACAGUUUGGCCCUUGGCACAGUUUAUCAACUUUUUUCUAAUUGCACCACGUUAUCGUGUAUUCUACGACAAUAUCGUAAGUCUCGGCUAUGAUGUAUUCACAUCCAGAGUGAGGUACAGAAAGAAAGAGCCGGCCAUAAGGGAGAACACACAUGCAUAACUCACAAAAAAAUAACAAAGAAAAGAAAUUGUACAUUUGCUUGUCUUGAAAGUUGAUGAAAACGCACAGCAUGCAAAAAUAAAAAUUCUAUUGUUGU